GAUUGGCUCGCCCCAAGGGAGCGUGCGUCGUGUGUGCGUCGUGCUUUGUCGGUGCGACACCAAGCAGUCCGGAGAUGAAAAAUCUCUUGUCAAGCUGGCUCGGAUCUGAGGCCCGACGAUUGCAUUGAGUGCUCCUCUCUCAUUAUACAUUUCUCCGUGUUGGACUUAAAGCAGCCCAGCACCAAUCGCAUGCACCCGUCGCCGGCAUCCGUAGCAUUCGCUUCGCCCCGGUGGUAUCCACAGACUCCUCUAAUAGAGUUUACCCAGCAGACCCUACCGACACAAUGUCCAAGGACACAGCAAUUCUCAUCUUCCGGAUCCUCUCUGGCAUCGCCACAACCUGCAUGGUCUCCAGCCCGUCGCUGCUAAUGUACCGCAUCCACAAGCAGAAGCACGUAGGCGUCGCGUCCGUCUUCCCGCUCGCCGCUUUACUCGCAAACUCACACGUUUGGAUGAUGUAUGGAUAUCUCGAGGAUAUGUGGUUCCCAGUGUUCUCCUGCUUCUUGUACGGAGAGUGCUGCGCCGUUGUCUUCCUAACCAUCUACACCUACUACUGCGCGGACAAGGGCUACGUGAUCCGCACUCUGUCUGUAUUCUUGACGAUCCUCAGCCUCUUGACAGUCUACGCGAUCGUGGGCGGUCUGGGCUACACUGGCCAGACGACCAAGAGUGUCAGCACCAUCAUCGGCAUUUUCGCCGACUGCGCCGGUAUCAGUCUCUACGGAGCACCCAUGGAGAAGCUCUUCCAAGUGCUCAAGCACAAGACCGCCGUCUUCAUCAACGUGCACAUGGUCUACGCCGGCAUCGCGAACAACAUUGUGUGGCUCACGUACGGCGUCCUCAUCACCAACUGGUUCAUCAUCUUCAUCAACGUGCUAUUCAUCACGGUCAACACGUUCACCAUGUGCCUGUACGUCAAGUACGACCCCAAGACGCACCCGCUGCAGGACGGAUGGGACCGCCCGGACGACGAGGACGACGACCAGCAGAUCUCCGUGACCAUUGAGAUGGCGCCGCAUCUGGAGACCAAGGCGUCCAUGAAAUCCCUUACGAGUCUGCCCAGUCCAGAGUACGCGUGCAUGUCGUCGCCGCUUGGCGAGCUGCGGGGUGCCAGCAAAGAGUAAUCUAGCGAAGUAAAAGCAAUCCGAACUUAACCUCAACGU
Phytophthora sojae is the source of this 1163-nucleotide messenger RNA. RefSeq lists its product as hypothetical. Gene Ontology annotation, biological process: carbohydrate transport. The record is from RefSeq and is a predicted model, not a curated record. Lineage: Eukaryota; Oomycota; Peronosporomycetes; Peronosporales; Peronosporaceae. Gene Ontology annotation, molecular function: sugar transmembrane transporter activity. Gene Ontology annotation, cellular component: membrane. The coding region runs from base 285 to 1124 and encodes 279 amino acids. The transcript has 2 exons.